Rotaria sordida is the source of this 990-nucleotide messenger RNA. NCBI's taxonomy places the organism in Eukaryota, Metazoa, Rotifera, Eurotatoria, Philodinida, Philodinidae. The record is from the annotation of a GenBank genome assembly.
AUGGUUUUAUUCCCAAGAACUGGUCUUGGACGAUUUUUAUUAUUGGUUAUUAUUAUAUCCACAAUAUCUUAUCUCGUUCUUAAUUUAGUUUCAUUUGGAGGAAAUUCAUGGAUAACAUAUACUGAUGUUCCAAUUCGUUUUGGUCUUUGGAGAGUUUGUGAUAUGUCAACACCAGGCUAUUGUAAUCAAUGGUUUGAUGAUAUAUACAUAUCAAAUGUAACUUCUAGUACAUUUCCUGGAGGAAAACCAGGUUUUAUUCGAAGUAGUCAAGCAUUAGAAAUAAUAUCUUUGAUAUUUUAUAUAUUUGCUGCUUUUCUUAUUAUACUUGGUAUUAUUAAUCUUGAUGGAUUACCAUUUGAAAUAAUGUUUCUUGCUGCUGCUGUUCUUUUAUUUAUUUGCAUUAUAUUUCUAUCAGCAACAUUGGGUGUGAUGUCUGUUCAAGGUCGCAAUAAUCAUCCAUUAGCUUUUCUUGAUUGGGCAUGGUGGAAUGGCCUUGUUGGUCUUAUAAUGACAAUAGUUACUUUUGCUGCAUUAAUUGGUUUAAUUAUUGAUAUGAGAUUAUCUCCACGAAAUAAUGAAACAAAAAAAAUGAAAAAACUUUCAAAAAAAAAAAAAACUUUUUAUGGUCCAUCUGCAUCUCCAACGUCAAUCACUGCUAUGUCACCACCGAUUUUUCCACCACCUUAUUAUUCACCACCACAAAUACCUCCAAAUGUAUCAUCAAGUCAACCAAUAAAUUAUCCAUAUAAUCAAGGGCACAAUUAUCAAUAUUCGAAUGAUUAUUUUAAUUUACCAGGAAAUAAUUUCAAUAAUUCUUUCGGAAACAAUCAAAUGCAAUACGGAGGUCAAUAUCCUUCGGGAGAAUAUAAUUACAAUCAAAAUCCAUCACCUCUCCUAUCAUCAUUAGUUCUAGAUUAUGCUUUACGUGCUGCCGAUGCUCAAUUUCAAAGUGAUGCACUUCAAUCAUAUUAUUUUAAUACUUAUCUUUAG